This is a messenger RNA of Seriola dumerili (greater amberjack), 2436 nucleotides long. It is a transcript of the gene pkdccb, whose product is annotated as protein kinase domain containing, cytoplasmic. The transcript has 7 exons. Gene Ontology annotation, molecular function: ATP binding; non-membrane spanning protein tyrosine kinase activity. Lineage: Eukaryota; Metazoa; Chordata; Actinopteri; Carangiformes; Carangidae. The record is from RefSeq and is a predicted model, not a curated record. Bases 88 to 1584 code for a protein of 498 amino acids. Gene Ontology annotation, biological process: protein phosphorylation.
GCCCGCGGCUGUGCGCGUCCUUUCCUGCAGCAACAGUAUCCGUGCCACGAGAGAGAGAGAGAGAGAGAGAGAGAGAGAGACGGCGAAAUGCCCGAGAUGGGCAACUCUUUACGCGCGGCUGCCCUCCUGGCUUUCGUGGUUCUCUCUAUUCUGGUGUCACUCUUGAUCAGCAGCGUGCAGCAGUUUGGAGUAUCGCACUUUUCUAACGCAACUCUUGCGGUGGAUGAGCAGGAGUUCGCGUCGCUCCGCGGGGCGUUGAUUUACCAACUCAACGAGAGGCGCAAAGAAAUUAUCCCGCUGCUUUUGCCCGAUGGUGAUGAUGAUGAUGACGAUGAUGAAAACGGACUGUCGGAGGGAACUCGACUUUCUCCCCAACUAUACUCACCUUUGGAUUAUAAUCUGUGGAAUGAGAUCACGAACGGCUCCAGGAAAGCGCAUAUGGAUGAAAUGGGUUGUGAGUCUCUGGUGGACAUGCAGGCGAUGGAGGUCCUCGGGUCUGGAUACACCAAGCUGGUUGUCAAAGUGAAUCUAGCCGGAGGUCAGCCCGUGGCUUUAAAACUGGUCAACGAGCAGGGGAUAGAUAUGAGCAAGUGUUUGGAGGAUUUUAAAGACCCACAAGGUUGCCGCGAGCUCGUUUCCUACAAGCUGAAGAAAGAAAUAGUCCUGUUGCAGAGGCUGCAGCAUCCAAACGUCAUAAAGCUCAAGGGUCAUUGUGCAGGAGAUGCAAGAGGCCAGGGAGGAAGAGGAGCAGAGAGAGGAAGAGUCACAGUCAUUCUGGAGCAGGGGAAUCCUCUCCAGAUGAUCCAGCUGCUCCAGAGCCCCUGGGAGGACAGAUUCAGGGUGUGUCUGGACCUGGUCAGGCUCCUCCACUUCCUCUCCCAGUCUCCUCUGGGCUCUGUAGCUCUGCUGGACUUCCAGCCCCGGCAGUUUGUCACCGUGUCCGGCGAGCUGAAGCUCACGGACCUGGAUGACGCCAGCGCCGAGGAGACCCCCUGUCAGACUGAUGCAGACUGCACCCUACAGUUUCCGCACAGAAAUUUCACUCUGCCCUGCUCAUAUCGGGGAGUGUGCGAGGGCUUGAAUGAGAAGAGGAACAUUUACAACGCCUAUAGGUAUUUUUUCACCUACCUGCUGCCUCACCAAGCCCCGCCCGGCCUCACACACCUGGUAGACCACAUCAUGAACUCCACAGGCGAGCUGAAAGCUGACAUCAAUCAGACGCUGGAGGCCUUUGAACACAUCCUCCUCCUCUACAAGUCUGGCCUGCACCUGGACAACCUGCCUCCAUCAAUAAUCAGAGAUUACACCGUGAUGCGAGGUAUGGGGACCUCUGGGAACGUGGAGUACAGCUGCUGGCCGUCCUACAGCCAGCAGGGCUGCGUGCUGUCGGUUCACAGCGCCAGAGAGGCUGCGUACAUCUGUAACUCCCAUUCUCAGUGCAACAGCUUCACUCUGACCGGACAGAAGACGUGGACGGGUCGCCUCCUGGCCUCUUUCAGAAGCAGCUUCAGUCAUCUGGUGCCUGAUGGGACAUCAGAGGUGUAUGUGAAGAAAACCAAAGCUCCUGAAACGUCUACAGUGUGACGUGAGGAACAAACAGAGCAGUCCUGUUUAUAUCGAGUUGGAGUUACUGUGGAGUGGGAUGAGAGAGAACGCACAGCCGGUGAUGUGAAGCAAAGCAAAAUGUUGCGCUUAAGAUCAGAAACUGAGUCCUCCUCGUGAACAUGUUGAACGUAGCUCAGCUCUGUGGGUUCACAGGAGGAGCGCAGGGGCUGAGGAGGAGGCGUUUGAAGUGAGGCAAGUGAAUGUGAUGUAUUUAUAGGGCUUCUGCUCAGUGACUGUUUGAUCUGCCUGCCAGCUCACUGCCUCUGCCAACUACUAUUUAAAGGGAUUUCCCUUCAGGUACAAUUAAGGAGGGAGAGCCUUGUGCCCUUGACAUGUUUUUUUUCUACCUUGUCUUUAUUUGCCAUGUGUGUGUGUUGGCUUUCGUUGUGAGGCCGCGUCCCCGUUGUAGGAUUUUUAAGCCAAAGAGGUAAUGAGAACAGCCACUGCAGCUCAGCGUUUGAAGCCCGAGGACGAGAAAAGAAAACAAGCUCUUAUAGAAAUACACUUUGAUGUUAAUGCGCUGAGGUUGCGGCUGUUUUUUCACGGUUCCCUGGCUUAGCUGCGCUGUGGUAUGAGAUGGCAACAACCAUGUAAGCAUUUACACAUCAACAAUGAGCAAAGAUGAUUAAAACCAUUCCAGAGCAGUCUGUUUUUACACACUUACGUAAACGUAGUUUAUCCUGCUUAGUUCUUAAAUAUUUAUAUGAUCAAAUGAAAUGUAAUUGUUCUUACAUGAUUGUGCAUUAUAGCGUACGUGCACCUUGUGGGUGAAACUUUUAUUUUCAAUGAAAAAUUAUUCACUUCAGUGUUUUUUUUAUACUUCACUAAUUG